GUUCAGGUUCCUAGGUCGAUGCUCAGCCACUGAGCCACGCCAGACGGGCGUUCAACCACGUACCCAGAUGUCCCAGAUGCCAAGCCCCAUCUCAUGCCCGAGAGCAUCUGCGUAGACCCAACAUAGCCUCUGCCCCCGGCAGGGCGUGGAGUGGGGGUUGUCCGGGAGAUGAUUUUAAAAAGCCGUACACACUUCACAGCCAACUAGCUCCCAUCCAGAACACUCAGUGAGGACAACACAGAACAAACACACGAGGCAGAAUCCGGACGCACAGUCAGGGCCGCCAAGGGCAGGUACGAACACGAGGGAAAUGCAUCCGACCUGGGGCCUGACUUCAUUCUGGCCAAUCGGACGGGGUCCAGCUUGUCGCAUCACCACGCUCACUAUAGGGGAGAGGGAAACUGAGGCACACCAAGCCGUGCCCAGGGAACCCAGAAAGGUCUGGCUUCCUGUCCCGAUAACAGAAACAGUUGCCCCCCUGAAAGUCAUCUGUGUAACCAGGCCCGAGCCCCUUGCUCACGCCGGCCCUCAGUUUUCCCGUCUUUGGAAUGGGCGUGCGUACAUUCGCCAUCGUUCAUCAGCCGUGCCCGGAACAGCUCUGGCUCACCGCCGGGGCCCAGGAAAUGCCAAGCUCAGGUUCGCAGCUGUUGGGUUUGGCCUGGGUCCUGGGCUCCAGGCUCUGGCACCAUAGCUCCUUCCACCUGAAGGCAGGGGUUCUGGUCCCUGGUUCCUGUCCCCACGGACACCGGCUCGGUGCCUCGCAUCCUCUCCCCCGAGAACGGCCUGCAGAGCAGCCAGCCGUUCCUGCGAGAGGCCAGAGGAGGAAGGGAUGGACGCUGGGCUCCUGGACACGGGGUUCCCGGAGCAGGUGGCCUUCGAGGACGUGGCCGUGGACCUCACGCGGGAGGAGUGGGGGCAGCUGACGCCCGCCCAGAGGACCCUGCACUGUGAGGUGAUGCCGGAGACCUGGGGGCUCCUGGUCUCUGUGGACUUGGAAACGAAAUUGAAAACGGAACUGUCAGCUGCAAAGCAAGACGCCUCUGAGAAACCGUCCAGCCCUGUCCUGGUAGAAGGGUUCCGGUGGGACGACGGUCUGGGAAGCGCUGAGAGUGACGCCGCCGUGGGGCACCGGGAACAGAGCUGUGAGAGCCCGGAUGGCCGUGGGGGGCCGGCGGCCUGCGAAGACCUCUGUUCGGCGGCAGCAGCCUGGGAAUGGGCUUGGGGAAAACUGACCUCUGAGCCCUGAUCGCCCAAGUCAACCCGUGACUCCUGGAGGACAAGACUCGCAUGCACGGAGAAUGCACAGAAAAAAGGAGAGUCCGUGCUCAAAACCGAACGCACAACAGAAAACCCACGGGAAAGAGAAAGCCUGCCGGUGUCUGGAAUGUGGAAAGGCGUUUGCUCGCAGCUCUGCUCUCACUGAGCACCGCCGGACGCACACCGGGGAGAGGCCCGACGAGUGUCAGGAAUGCGGGAAGGGCUUCCGAAACCGCUCGGCACUCACCAAGCACCGGAGAACUCACACGGGCGAGAAGCCCUACAGGUGCCCGCACUGUGGGGGGACCUUCAACCAAACCCCCCGCUGAUCCAGCACCAGAGGACGCACAUGGGCGAGAAGCCCUAGGUGUGCAGCCAAUGCGGCAAGUCCUUUAGUUUCCGGUCCUCCUUCAGCCAACACGCACGAACCCACAUGGGCGAGAAGCCUUAUACGUGUCCCGAGUGUGGGAAAGCCUUCACCCAGGCGACACCACUGAUCCAGCAUCAGAGGACGCACACGGGAGAGAAGCCCUACGGGUGCCACGAGUGUGGGAAAGCCUUCAGCCACAGCUCGUCACUCCACCAGCACGAGCGGACACACACGGGGGAGAAGCUCUAUGGGUGUCGUCAGUGUGGCAAGGCCCGUCCGGCAGAGCACACACCUCGGUCAGCACCAGCGGAUCCACACGGGGGAGAGGCCCUAUGAGUGUAAUGCAUGUGGCAGAGCCUUCACCCACAGCUCAUCUCUCACCCAGCACCAGCGAGUCCACAUGGGGGAGAAGCCCUAUGCGUGUCAUGCAUGUGGCAGGGCCUUCGGUCAGAGCUCCCUCCUCGUAGGACACCAGAGGACCCACCCCACAGAAAAAUCCUACACGUGCAACGAAUGUGGGAAGUCCUUCAGGCAGAGCACUCGCCUCACUCGGCACCGGAGGAGCCACACAGGAGGAAAGCCGUACGCGUGCAGGGACAGUGGGAAGGCCUUCACACACAGCUCCUCCCUGACCAGACACCAGAGAACUCAUACUGGGUCGAGGCACCUACAGGAGCUGGGCCAUAGGAAGCCUUAAGCCAUCGUUCAAGUCUUCCCUUCCUACACUUGACCCAGUCAUACCCCUGGGUAACAUCACAGACUCAUGCAUACACCUCCACAAAUAGGAGUAGUUCACAUGCCCCUCAGAUCACUCUAACGUAGGGAAAUGGAGGGAUGAUCAGUGUUGAAGACCUUCAGUGCGAGUGCCAGUCAAUGCUGUAUUAUAGACGCCACGAAAAUGAGGAUGGGGAAGAGGUAUUGGAUCUGGGCAUGACUUCACAAGAAUUCACCAGCUUCCAAACUUGAGAAUUUCAAAAUGGUGAGACCCCCCCCAACUAAUGCUGUUCAUCAAAAAGAACCAAGUGCAGUGACAUUUUAUCUUUAAUGCACGUUAUAUGCUCGAGUGGGGAGACGUGCUCAUGAAUGGUGUUGACACUGAUACGCCCUGUAAACACCAUGGCUGUGCCCCACACGUGAGAGUGGCAUCCAUGUGCAAUCCCCAUGCACGCAACUGACCCAGUAAGAAGUUCUGAUCCGUGUGUAAAGCAUUUGAUCAAGGUACAUGGCAGACGGCCUCACAGAUCUGAA
Myotis davidii is the source of this 2875-nucleotide messenger RNA. RefSeq names its product zinc finger protein 135. The record is from RefSeq and is a predicted model, not a curated record. Lineage: Eukaryota; Metazoa; Chordata; Mammalia; Chiroptera; Vespertilionidae. Gene Ontology annotation, biological process: regulation of DNA-templated transcription. The transcript is spliced from 3 exons. The coding region runs from base 830 to 1246 and encodes 138 amino acids.